AUGUAAUCCGAAGAUAUAACAAAUUAACAAUUAACAAGGUGCAUCAACAUUAAGUUGUUUUGCCAACUCCUAAUAUCAUGGUAUUUUCUAGAUGAAACAUCCUAUUGAAUAGAUUAAUUCUUUCUGACCUUUUACCUACCUUAAUACUCGCAACUUAUUUUCUCAUUUAGAUGCUUUUCUAUGUUUUAUUAUUUCCCUUUUUAUUUGUUUUUAUAUCUUUAUGGUAGGAAAUUUUGGAUUUAAUAACAACUAAAAAAACCCCACAUUUUUUUUUUUGUCUUGUGUCAUUUUAAUGUUUGCUCAUUUUCUUUCUUUCUUUCUUUCUCAGUUGAAUGGUUAAUUAGUGUGUAUAAUUCAUCUAUUAGAUUACAUGGCAUGCAUGAGAAUUGGCUCUAAAUCUGACUCUUUGCGUCGUGAAGGCCAAACUUGGAUUUGUUCAUCUGGUCUUGCAAGUGAUGUUACCAUAGAUAUUGGUGAUAUAUCUUUUCACUUACACAAGUUUCCCUUGAUCUCAAGAAGUGGACUGCUAGAGAAGCUUAUUGGAGAGUUCACAAGUGAGGAUGGAUCAAGCUGCAUCGUCAGACUCGAUGAAGUACCUGGUGGAUCCAAGGCAUUUGAACUUGUUGCUAAAUUUUGUUAUGGAAUGAAGCUUGAGAUUAAUCCCUCCAACGUAGUCUCUCUACGUUGUGCAGGAGAAUACCUCGAAAUGACUGAAGAGUAUGGGGAGGGAAAUCUCAUUGCCCAAACUGAGGCCUUUUUUAGUGAAGUAUUCAGCAGCUGGACAGACUCGAUGCAGGCUCUUGUGACCUGUGAAGAAGUUCUCGAGCAAGCAGAGGAAGCUCAUGUUGUGUCAAGGUGCAUAAAUUCCUUGGCGAUUAAAGCAUGUUCGGAUCCUAGCUUGUUUGGAUGGCCAGUUAGUGGACAAAGUAAGAACUCCAAAGAGAAGUCUUUAUGGAACAGGAUUUCUUCAGGGAGCAAGUCACAGAUUACUACUGCUGAUGAUUGGUGGUAUGAGGAUGUAUCUUCUCUUAGUUUUUCGCUUUAUAUGAGGCUUAUUAAAGCUGUUGAAGCAAGGGGAAUGAAACCUGAAAGAGUUUCUGGUUCAAUCAUGUUUUACGCUAGGACUAAUAUCCCUCUUUUGAAUAAGCAAGCUGAAAAGGAUACAACCAAGCAAGGAUCAGAGACUUCAACUACUCUGUUGUCUGAAGUUGACCAAGGGAACCUUCUUGAAGACAUCGUAAAUCUACUUCCUACACAAAAAGGCGUCACACCAACCAAAUUUCUGCUAAGGCUACUGAAAACUGCUAUGAACUUACAUUGUAAUCCGCCUUGCUUGGAAAAUUUGGAGAAAAGGGUAGGAGCUCAACUAGACCAAGCCACAUUGGUAGAUUUGCUAAUUCCAAACACAGGGUUUGCGUUAGAAACAUUGUAUGAUACUGAUUGUGUUCAGAGGAUUGCCGAUCAUUUCAUGAAAAUGCAGUUAGGCGUGUCUGGAACAUCUUCUCCUACAACAGCAGAAGAUGGUGUCCAGUUGAUAAAUGCAUCUGAAUCUAUUGCUUCCAUGACUUUGGUGGCCGAACUUAUUGAUUUUUACCUUGCUGAGGUUGCCCCUGAUGUCAAUGUUAAGGCUCCCAAAUUCCAGGCUCUUGCUGCUGUGAUCCCUGAUUAUGCAAGGCCUAGAUAUGAUGCUUUCUACCAUGCCGUUGAUAUCUAUCUUAAGGCACAUCCAUGGCUCACAGAGUCCGAGAGGGAGCAAAUUUGCAGGUUAAUGAAUUGUCAGAAGCUGUCACUAGAAGCCAGUACUCAUGCAGCACAAAAUGAGCGGUUGCCACUUCGAAUGGUAGUCCAAGUCCUUUUCUUUGAACAACUAAGACUUCGAACUCAGAUCUCUGGAUGGUUUUUCUUGUCUGAUAACCUCGAUAGCUCGCAAAAUAGAGAUCAAGAUGAGAUUGUGGAUCAGGAUCGAGCUUUAGUGGUUGCUGGUGAUGUGAGGAAUCGAGUUUCUGAGCUUGAGAAGGAAUAUCAAACUAUGAAAAAAGAGAUACAGAAAAUGACUAAGACCAAGAAAAAAUGGAGCAUAUUUUCGAAAAUGUUUGCCAGACCUAAACCGCGUGCUCAGUUAAUCCAGCCAAAAUCUGGGCUUACAAAAGUGCAACAAGCAUCUCUUCUCAAAACCCAAGAGUUGGAGAAUACAAAGUUUACAGAGUUAGAUGGUACAAAUCAAAAUUAGAAGGGUAAUGAUUUUGUGUUUGCUUCUCAUUUUCUGCUUGGUACUUUAGUUUUAAAGACUCCUAUGUUCUACAUUUUCUUGUUAGAAAGGUUCUUUUAUGUUGCAGAAAUUCAACACUCGUGACUUUUUUCUACUUAGUUCGUUGUAAUGUAAGUUAUUGCGUUACUGUCUUACUGAUUUUCCUACACUGCUUCCUCUCCCUAAGUUUUCGAACAAGCUUGAUCAGAAUAAGCAUUGGACAUCUUGUUUUGAUAUAAUCCAGCUUGAAAGUUUAUUAGUUUGUGUGGCAUUUUUGUUUUCUAGAUUUGACAGUCCUUUUGGUAUAUUACGGAAGAGGGUGUUUCGUUUACUUAUUCUGGCAGUAUGGUAACAAAGUAAAUCACCUACUUCCGCUAGGGUUUCGAGGGUAAGGGCAGCGACAGUCGGCGGUUUUAAGGGGACGAGGCUGGGUUUUCGGGCAAGUUAAUUUUUUCCGACGAGGGGAGAAUUCUUCUAAGGAAGGUGCGAUGGGUUCCAAUUUGGAGAAGGGAAGGUGCGGCACCUACCAGCGAGGACUGGACGAGAUCCGACGAGGACUAGGCCAGCUUCGGCGAUGUGGUUUUGCGGUGGGGGUAAGUGGGUAAGGUAGUGGGCUGGUGUGUGUAGUGGAGGCUUAGGAAAGGGAAUGGGAAAGUCUAGGGGAGGGUGGGGAAUCAAGAUAGAAGAAUUUGAGGUAAACUCAAAAAUAAAAAUAGGUAAAGGGAAUGAAAAAAAUGACAAACAAACAGCA
Chenopodium quinoa (quinoa) is the source of this 2999-nucleotide messenger RNA. RefSeq names its product BTB/POZ domain-containing protein At5g03250-like. Bases 371 to 2230 code for a protein of 619 amino acids. The record is from RefSeq and is a predicted model, not a curated record. The transcript has 4 exons. Lineage: Eukaryota; Viridiplantae; Streptophyta; Magnoliopsida; Caryophyllales; Amaranthaceae. Gene Ontology annotation, molecular function: protein binding.